Messenger RNA from Pollicipes pollicipes, 551 nucleotides. RefSeq names its product 7,8-dihydro-8-oxoguanine triphosphatase. The transcript has 4 exons. Gene Ontology annotation, biological process: DNA protection. NCBI's taxonomy places the organism in Eukaryota, Metazoa, Arthropoda, Thecostraca, Pollicipedomorpha, Pollicipedidae. The record is from RefSeq and is a predicted model, not a curated record. Gene Ontology annotation, molecular function: 8-oxo-7,8-dihydroguanosine triphosphate pyrophosphatase activity. Gene Ontology annotation, cellular component: cytoplasm. The coding region runs from base 69 to 551 and encodes 160 amino acids.
CUCCGACCUCCGUCUCUCAAAGCGUAGAUUAGGAAGGCAUUACGUUUCUCUGAUUGACUGUUCUUUUAAUGUCGCUGCGCAGUAAGCUGCUGACGCUGGUGCUGGUGCGGGACGUGACCCGUUCCCGAGUCCUGCUCGGCCUGAAGAAGCGUGGCUUUGGCGCCGGCAAGUGGAAUGGGUUCGGCGGCAAGGUGGAGCCAGGCGAGACAGUGGAGGAGGGCGCCAGACGGGAGCUGCUGGAGGAGAGCGGCCUGUGCGCUCAGGAGCUGCUGCCGGCCGGACGCAUCGAGUUCGAGUUCGAGGGCGACCCCUGCCUGCUGGAUGUCCACGUGUUCACCGUGGAGAAGUUCAGCGGCGAGCCACAGGAGACGGAAGAGAUGCGGCCGGCCUGGUACCAGGAAGCAGACAUUCCCUUCGACAAGAUGUGGGUGGACGACAUACACUGGUUUCCAUUCGUCGUCGAACGGAAGCUCUUCCGCGGGCGCUUCCUUUUUCAAGGACACGACACCAUUCUCAAACACUCCCUGCAGGCUGUGGACAGUUUAACGUGA